This is a messenger RNA of Alosa alosa (allis shad), 1250 nucleotides long. RefSeq names its product ALK and LTK ligand 1 (gene alkal1). The record is from RefSeq and is a predicted model, not a curated record. Bases 285 to 908 code for a protein of 207 amino acids. The transcript is spliced from 6 exons. Lineage: Eukaryota; Metazoa; Chordata; Actinopteri; Clupeiformes; Clupeidae. Gene Ontology annotation, biological process: positive regulation of ERK5 cascade; positive regulation of ERK1 and ERK2 cascade. Gene Ontology annotation, molecular function: receptor tyrosine kinase binding; receptor signaling protein tyrosine kinase activator activity.
CACCUGUCAACUGGAGAGUUAAUUUGGAACUAUGGAUACCAAUCGCAGCGUUUGCGCUGUAGUAUUCUUACUUUCAGUGGUCUUUCAAUUGAAAUAAAUGAAGAAAGAAGUGAAGUCACUUUUAUGUGUAGUUUCGUGAUGUCUUUGGACCAAAAGGAGGGGCGACUGACAGAGGGAGCGAGCUGGAAAAAAAUCUAAACGAAAGAUGUCUACUUUUGCCACCCACCUGAAAUCGAUAGUGUUGCAUUCAAGAACCUCACACUGAACGUAUAAAAACGGGACGCAUGUGCCCAGGAAAGAUACGACUCACAGAAACCUGUUGCCGACUUUCCGUUGGAAUAGCAUUUUUGAAGACUCAACAAUAUUCUGCUGCCAUCAAUUACGUAGGCUACUCGGAGCGCACAGUAUUUGACGACAGUGAAUCGUGCUGGAAAGCCAUGCAGGCGGAGAGGAAAUGGCACAUACUUUUGAGUAUAAUCAUUAUGCUCAUUACUUCGAGCCAGUGCAUGGACAGCAAGGAGGCGAAGCUGAAAGAAAGAAGAACACUGUUGGAUUUAAUCUUACAAGUAAUUGGCGACAAUCAACGGGACAAGCUCGCCUCCAGACGCAUCACCAGUGGCCUAUUCUCUGUACCUCAAGACUUGAAAUUUUCCUCGCGUGAAAAAUCCUCAUACUUUCCCAAGCAAGACAGAAGCAGACCAAUAGAGGUUGUCCCAAGAGACACAAGCCUGAAAGACAGGUUCAUAAAUCAUUUUACAGCAGGACCAGUGAAGUUCUCAUCUGAGUGCAGAACACAUUUUCAGAGACUUUAUUACAAUACAAGGGAUUGCUCAAGACCAGCAUACUACAAAAGAUGUGCAAGAUUGCUAACGCGGCUAGCAUUGAGUCCGCUCUGUACACAGUCGUAAGUGUUAUGCAUGUUCAAGACUGAUGGAAGAAGGGACUGGUUUUUCUCCAAGGAAGUGCCUUCAGAUGCCAACAUUUAACUGUUGUCAUAUCUGCAUUCAAAUUGUAUUAGUUUUUUUAUUGUUGUUCCAUUUUUUGUUCCAUAUUUUUACUGUUAUGAUUGGUGUUAAUAUUCAGAUGCUUUUAAAAUAUAGUUUUAUUGAGCACUUUUGCUUUUUUAUAUCAUGGAUCUUUAAAAAUAUUAAUUUAACAUUCAGUCCACUAUUUAUUGAAAUGUUAUGUAAAUAGUAGUUCAUGAUUAUGACAGAAAUAUACUAUUUAAUUAACUCAUCAAACUUGUUUUC